Molecule: messenger RNA, 1702 nt
Organism: Corticium candelabrum
Lineage: Eukaryota; Metazoa; Porifera; Homoscleromorpha; Homosclerophorida; Plakinidae
Product: Golgi reassembly-stacking protein 2-like
Exons: 12
Coding region: 69-1607 (512 amino acids)
Biological process (GO): Golgi organization
Cellular component (GO): Golgi apparatus
Molecular function (GO): protein binding
Source: RefSeq, a predicted model, not a curated record
UGCCUGAAGAUGACGUCGCAGACUAGGAAGUCUCGAGGUAUCACAUAUGCGCAUGCGUAAGGCACGUCAUGGGUCUAGGCUCUUCAGUUGGAAUCCCGGGUGGCGGAACAGAAGGCUAUCACGUUCUUAGGGUGCAAGACAAUUCACCGGGACAAAAGGCUGGUCUGGAGCCAUACUUUGACUACAUCUUGAGUAUUGGUGGUGUGAGGCUGAAAGAAGACAAUGAACAGUUGAAAGAGUUGUUGAAAGAGAAUGAGGACAAGCCUGUGCUGAUGAAUGUUUAUAAUAGCAAAUAUCAAGAAUGUCGAGAUCUUACAUUAAACCCAAACAGACUAUGGGGAGGGCAAGGACUACUCGGUGUUAGCAUUCGAUUUUGCUCAUUCGAGGGAGCCAACGAGCACAUCUGGCAUGUUCUGGAAGUAUCCCCGUCAUCACCAGCAGAACGUGCCGGUCUCCAAGCCGAGAGCGAGUACAUCAUUGGUUCGGACGUCAUGCUGAGCGAUCCCGACGACUUCUGGGACAUGAUCGAGAGCGCCGACGGAAAGCAAUUGAAACUCUACGUGUACAGCACUAUCACUGAUGCGUGUCGAGAAGUCGACAUUACGCCGGAUUCGAAAUGGGGCGGAGAAGGACUCUUGGGUUGUCAGCUCGGUUAUGGAUACCUUCAUCGGAUACCAUCCAGUAAUCCUCAAUUUCCCGGCCAAAUUUCACCGUCAAAACCGGCCGUUCCCAUCUCGGUUGAAGACGGAUUUUCCGAGGUAACACUUGGUGUACCUUCCCAGCCAACAACUCCGAGUAAGAUGAUGCAUUAUCCACCAGGCGUUCCUCCUCAGCAAAACGACAUCAUCUCAACCGAACUCACCGCCGGUAUGGCUGCUGUCAACAUCCACUCUCAUCCUCUACCGGGUACAUUCAUGUCAACACCAGUCACUCUCCAGUCUAGUUUGCCCGCAACAGUUAGGACUGGCAUGUCGUCGGUCAACACUCCGAUGGUAGAAAACAGUUCGGUAACAUCUCAAUAUAUUCCUCCCUCGGCUUACUCUCUUGGGCAAGCAAUAGCAGAAGGCCGAGGAGUAGGGAUAACACAACAGCAGUCGAUGUUGUACCAACAUCCGAUCGGAUCAACUGUUCCUUAUCAGUCGAUGACGACGACGAUGCCUUUGCAGCCAGGCACGAUGGUCGGAGCAGCUGGUCUAUUGCCGCAGCAGGUUGUGACGCCUGUGUCGGUGACGAGGAUCGCUGCGGACGGUGUGACUGUUGUACGAUCAUCUGGUCCAGUUCAGGGGGCCAUGACGUCAUCGUUAGAGUCAGUUCCGACACCAGAUGUUGGGUUACAGAUGCCGAACAUUUCAGUGCCGUCGCUGUCAUCGUUACCAGGUUCAUCCUCUGUUCCCUUUCCUACAAAGUCUUUUCCAAAUGUAUCUCUUCCGAGUGUCUCCCUUCCCUCUGUCUCUCUUCCCUCUUUCUCUCUUCCCUCUGUAUCGCUUCCGUCCAAUCUCUCUCAUUUCAAUCUACCAGCACCAACUCAGCUGGCUAACCCAGCAGGACAGACAGGAGUACCUGUAUCAAUGCCCAGUCGGCCUAGUGACGAGAUAACGCAACAGUAACUCGAGGACAGUAUACUCUUUCAAAGGUAAAUGGUUUGUAGUUUGAGUUACCAGCUAUUAGCUGGCAGGAACAUCAAUAAACUACGCGCAGUACA